Lathyrus oleraceus (garden pea) is the source of this 918-nucleotide messenger RNA. RefSeq lists its product as uncharacterized. Gene Ontology annotation, molecular function: nucleic acid binding; zinc ion binding. Lineage: Eukaryota; Viridiplantae; Streptophyta; Magnoliopsida; Fabales; Fabaceae. The transcript has 2 exons. The record is from RefSeq and is a predicted model, not a curated record. Bases 1 to 918 code for a protein of 305 amino acids.
AUGGGGGAGCAAAAUUGGGGAGCAGGAGGAGCUCCUGAUGAGUUCCGCGCUUUGGGAAAAUUUCAUAGGAAUAAUCCACCAGCUUUCACGGGUAACCAUCAUCCAGAGGCUGCACAUGCAGGACUCAAAAGUCUUAGUGAGAAGAAAGGGAAGCGACACUUUCGAGGGAAACUUUAUGUAACUCCAGCUGACAAAGGGAAACAAAAGGCUUCAGAUGGGAAGAAGACAAGUGGGGGAGGGGCUCCCGCUUCUGUCAAGUGCUUCAAGUGUGAUGAGUUGGGCCACCGUGCUAAUGAAUGUAAUAAUAAGGUUAUGAGAUGUUAUAAUUGUGGAAAAACGGGUCAUCGUGUUGCAGAGUGCAAGAAUGAUGGUCCGACUUGUUACAAUUAUGGUGAACAAGGUCAUAUCAGUAUGCAAUGUCAGAAGCCAAAGAAGACGACCGCUACUGCUGCCCAAACCAAUGGUAGAGUGUUUACUUUGAUUGGUUCAAAGGUUCCCAAGACAGAUAACUUGAUCAUAGUUACUUGUUUCAUUAUCAAUGUUGAGUUAAUUGCUAUUAUUGAUACUGGUGCUACUCAUUCAUUUAUUUCGCUAGAGUGUGGUACGAGGUUGGGUUUAAAAUUAUCUUCUAUGGUUGGGAGUAUGGUUAUCGAUACCCCCGCUAAUGGUUCUGUGACUAUUGCUUUAGUCUGUUUGAGUUGUCCUUCGACCAUUUAUGGUAAUAAUUUUGCGAUGGACUUGGUUUGUCUACCUUUACAUCAAAUCGAUAUUAUUCUUGGAAUGAACUGGUUGGAGUUCAACUAUGUUCAUAUCAUCUGCUACAGAAAAACCGUGAGGUUCCCAGAGUUUGGUGAUUGUGGAGAGUUAAUGUUUUUAUCUGCUAAGAAAGUAGAAGAACUCUUUGAAGAUGAGGCUUAG